AUGCUGCAGGCGAUUAUUGAGGACAUGAUCGCAGAGAAGAUACAGAAAGUGGAGGAGCUCAGCGAAAAGAUUCAGCGUCAUCAGUACCGGCAGCAGCUGGAGCAAGCCGCGAAGGCGAAGCUGGCGAAGCAGAAGGAGCUAGAAAUGGCAGCCGUGCAGCAGGCGCAUCUGAACUUUUGUCCACCCGUGGUUGGGUGA
Molecule: messenger RNA, 198 nt
Organism: Symbiodinium sp. CCMP2592
Lineage: Eukaryota; Dinophyceae; Suessiales; Symbiodiniaceae
Source: the annotation of a GenBank genome assembly